Molecule: messenger RNA, 2521 nt
Organism: Tricharina praecox
Lineage: Eukaryota; Fungi; Ascomycota; Pezizomycetes; Pezizales; Pyronemataceae
Exons: 1
Coding region: 187-2256 (689 amino acids)
Source: RefSeq, a predicted model, not a curated record
UAAGGUAGACAGCAUAAAGCAGUUAAUACAGGGCGUCCGCCUCGUACAUAUAUCUCGCCCUCCGUCCGACUGGAGAGCCUGUUCUCUUUUAUCCACGGUUGUUGGCGUCAGCGUUCCUGAGUCGCCAAUCAAAGCGCCCAGUUGAAACGGAGUCGAAACGCAAGCAAGCAAUACCAACAACCAGCUAUGUCAGGCAGCAUCCCAUGCCCUCCGUCGGAUCGACCAGAAUCUCGGACUACUUCAAAGCGCCCGUACCCUCCUCGGAUAUCUUCCAGUGCCCAUACAUCUUCACAGUAUGAGUUGGAUCAAAGCAUGAGGUUGUUGAUGGCCGAGAAGGCGCGUUCUCAUGUCAGUGGUUCGAUGAGGAGGGAUGCAGCGCCGGCAGGACAUCCGGACCGUUCAAUACCGCCCAAAUACAGUUACGAUACCACGGGACCUAUGUCCGGGGCAACGAAUAUCGAAUACUGGCCGACUAGCGAAAGCCCCGCUUCGUCCAGCUCCCACUCUUUUCCUCGCAAACAAUCAGAACAUUCCCUUCCGCGCACACAUGGACUCCCAACACAAGCUCCCCCUCAACUACGAAGCAAACCCUCUCGAGAGAACAGUAUCACCGCCGGAAGAGAGCGCUCUCGGCCGAGGGCUCCGGAACGAAGCUAUUCCGACAAGCCGCAGCAUUCCGGUUCCUUGUCACCACCUACCGCGUCCCGAGAAAAAGGCGGAUAUCCGUCAAUAGAGGCCACUUUACACCGUUCGACAACAUCCAACGCAGCGUCCGGUCGCACCGAGUCCUCUCUAUCUAAGCCACCACCGCCCUCACUCGCAUCCGGCGCCCGCUCGCGCUCGCGCUCGCUAAAGGGACAGCAGAUACCCGACCCUCGAACAGCGGGGAUUGACGGCGAUAGUGGUCAGAGGCCAUCGAACGCAACCCCAAAAGCAAAAAAGGCCCCGGAAAAGAAGGUGCUGGAGACGGUACUUGGAAUUUAUCCAGCCGAGAAUAAGCUGCCACCGGGAAGAAGUGCUGCCGACGAAUUCGUGGCCAGCAUUGCGAGAAGGUUCGGAAGGAAGAAUGGUGCUUCGCAGGAGGACGGGACUUCCGAUUCCAAAAGCACCGUGCAAACGGGUGGUUACUACCAGCCGUGGUCUCCUGACUCGGUGGCCACGGGCCCGCCUGUCACCGGGGGUGCCUUUGUUGCCGAACUUCCUGGAAGUGAAAUUUCGCCCCCUGUCGCUAGGUCAUCAUCGCGAGGUGCCGUGAGCAAUUAUCGUCGCAAGGAUGAAUCGCUUUCACGAACAGUGCAGGACGGAUCACGAUCCCAGAGCGUUCCAAGAACGGUCACUCACCUACCGACUGGACCACGAACCGAGAACACCUACGCAAACCUGGCCCCACUGAUAGUGCCUUCUGCCGCCGGUAGAAGUCGAUAUACUGAGAAGCAAGGCCUGGGCCGGCCGACAACUGCAGAUACCGACUACGACAUUGACAUUGCCGAGUGGGCGGAAUCAUUUUAUUCGGGGUCGCCACACUCUGAAAAUCCCAGUCCGCUUAUCCAAGCACCCAAGCCCGAGAUUGACCAGUUGCAGCGAGCCUCUGUAUUGAACCCCGAGGGUGCAGUUUAUGGAGAAGCCUUGUCCCUGCAGCACAGCCACUCCUCAUCCUCCUCCAGGUCCCACUCCCGGCCACACUCGAGAUCGUCUUCCCGGUCAACUGUUCGAAGCUCUUCGUCCCGCGGACGCUCGUUCCCCAGGACACCGACCGCAACUACAUCAUUGGAUUCCGGCGGGAGAACAUCCCACGCAUCGUCCAUCGACGCGUAUCAAUAUGAAUCCUACGAUACGGGCCAGGGUCUAGGCCUGGGCACGAUCGGAGAAGAUGACGGGUUUUACGGGGGCACUCACAACAUCCACAACGUCAAUAGACACAUGGGCGUGAUAAAGCCCGAUAGCCAAAUGGGCUACGAUUACGAUGGCGACUACGUAAGUGGCAUGUACGAUGGAGUCUCGGAUGAUUUGCAGAUGGAGUUGGAACUCGAGGCGAUGCUGGCUGCGAGACGGAAGAAGCUGCUCGCUGAGAAGGCGAGGUCGCCGGUGGUCGCUCCAAAAUGCGCCCUUGAUGCGGAGAUCGAAGCGUAUUUGGCCGAAAGGAAGAAGGCGGCCCAGCCGGUGGAGAAGCAGGAGAGGCUGUUUGAAUUGGAGGGUGAUAUCGCCGGCGGUAACUGGCACGAUGAGAAGAUCCGGUCUUUGCGGACUAAGUACUAGGAUUGAUGAAUUGAAGAUAUGUAUUUAUUCCUAACUGAACAGAGGGUUCUGGCACCGACAGCGAUCUCAUUUCUUUUUGGCAGGUUUCUUUAUGGCGUUUUUUUGGGCAUCUUCUUGGACUGGGUUUUGUUGGAGGGUUUCACCGCGUUUUCUUUUGCAUCUCACAUUUCGCUCUCUUGGAGGGAUGGCCUCUCUUUCUCCCCACUUGUAUUCUAUUCUACCUGUUCGGUAUUGCCUACCUAGCCUAUUCGUGCAAAAUUAUUCG